AUGCGAGUAAAUCUGGAUUGGAAAUCAAAGGCACCUGAAGCGCCACAGCAAAACCAUAAUGAUCCUUAUAUUCCGACGAUGGAAUUUAAAAAAGAUGCGAGCCCCAGUCAGAUGCCACCUGAAAAUGCGUCUGAUUCUACUAUUUCAUCCAAAGUGGGAGUGCACACAGUAGGUCCUUGGAGAAAAUGGAGUAUUUUGUUUUUUAUUUGUUAUGCUCAAUUCUGGGACAUUGUAAACGUUACAGCACCAACCAUCGCGCUACCUACAAUAGCCCGUAACCUCAACAUGACUGCCUCUCAAAAGCCAUGGAUUGUUUCUGCCUAUGCUUUAUCUUUCGCUGGGCUUCUUCUCCUCAGUGGACGACUAGCAGAUAUGCUCGGUCCCAAAAGGACAUUUAUUUUUGGGUAUUUUGUGUUGGGAAUUUCUGCUAUUAUCGCAGGAGUUUCGCCGAAUGCUAUUAUGCACUUUGUAUUCCGAGCUAUUCAAGGAAUAGGUGCAGCCUUAACCAUCCCGUCGGGUAUGUCCCUCAUUGCUACCCAUUUCCAAGGGAAACUGUUUUCUAUCGCCUUUGGAAUUUUUGCCGCCGCAGGUUGUAUUGGCAACGUCCUUGGUGUCAUAAUUGGUGGUGUCAUUGCAGCCAAAAUUGAUUGGCGAUGGAUUUAUUACAUCACGGCGAUCUGCACUUUACCAGCAGGUAUAGCAUCAAUUUUUGUAUGUGUGCACAUCGCACCAGGAAAGCCGUUCUCAUUGAAAGGAUUAGACGUUCCAGGAGUUUUCCUGGCGACUUCAGCUGUCAUACUUAUUACAUUUGCCUUUUCAGGUGCAUCAAGUUUUGGCUGGGUAACAGCAACUAUACUUGUGCCUCUCAUUCUAGGAGUGCUACUAUUUAUUGUAUUCAUCUAUGUGGAGCACAAGGUGAAAGAUCCUGUCGUCCCGCCUUCAUUAUUUUCUGUGGAGUUUUUGGUUUUUGUGGGGAUUGCCUUUAGCCUGUACUUUUGGUUUAACAGCCUGGUCUAUCAAGUUACAAUGGUUUUCGAAUAUGUUUUCGAAUGGUCUCCAUUGAGUACAGCAGUACACUUUAUUCCGCUUGGUAUGACGGGGCUUGUCGCAUCGUUUAGCAGUGGAUUUUUAAUCAAGUUUGUCCCUGUGCGAUAUAUCAUGCCCGUUUGUCAGGCGCUGAUGGUUGGCGGUGCCCUCCUCUUGUCAUUUGUUCGCCAGUCUCAUGACUACGCGCGACUUGUGAUUCCAGGGUUUUUGAUUGGAAAUGCUGGGAUGGCGUGUUGCUUCGCCCCUGUUAACAUUUCCUUGAUGGAACUCUGUCCCCGAGGAAUGGAGGGUGUUGUUGGUGCUGUAUUCAAUUCUGCUGUGCAAGUCGGCUCGGGCGUGGGGAUAGCGAUUCUGGCCCUGGCAAGUGAUUCAAUCGCGAAUUCACAUGAACAAAAUGGAAUGGAUUCAACUAAAGCGCAAGCUAUUGGGCUGGGACAAAGUUUUUACAUUCUUGUGGCUUUCUGUGGUCUACUCGUUAUGAUGUUACUUGUAACUGUGGUGUUUCGAACGCCCAGGUCAAAAGAUGUCGACACCAACGAGACAAGUCUUCAGAAACUGGAACCGGAGUUUGAACUGAGCUGA
Malassezia globosa CBS 7966 is the source of this 1629-nucleotide messenger RNA. RefSeq lists its product as uncharacterized. Gene Ontology annotation, cellular component: membrane. The record is from RefSeq and is a predicted model, not a curated record. Gene Ontology annotation, biological process: transmembrane transport. Bases 1 to 1629 code for a protein of 542 amino acids. Gene Ontology annotation, molecular function: transmembrane transporter activity. Lineage: Eukaryota; Fungi; Basidiomycota; Malasseziomycetes; Malasseziales; Malasseziaceae. The transcript has a single exon.